Leptomonas pyrrhocoris is the source of this 364-nucleotide messenger RNA. RefSeq lists its product as hypothetical. The record is from RefSeq and is a predicted model, not a curated record. The transcript has a single exon. NCBI's taxonomy places the organism in Eukaryota, Euglenozoa, Kinetoplastea, Trypanosomatida, Trypanosomatidae. The coding region runs from base 128 to 364 and encodes 78 amino acids.
UAUGUGUGUGUGUGUGUAUUUACUGACGAAGUGGCACACUCAAUACCUUUGGGCUUUCCGUUACCCGCUCAAAGCCUUUUUUCUUUUCUUCUCUUUUUGUUUCUCUUUCCCCCGUGCAGUAGUUGUGAUGAGAGUGUUUCGCACGUGUGUUUGUAAGUCACCGAAAGUAAGUGGUCACGCGCGCGUCAGUGUUUUGGGCAAAGCGACGCCGCUAUAUAUAUUUUUUAAGUUCUCUUUCUUCCCACUUUAUUAUUAUUAUCAUCAUUUCCUCUACCUGACGCUUUGCCAGCUCGGGAGACGGUGUACUCAACGAAGUCGCGCAUAUAUCUAUCGACGUGUUCUUGCCUUACCUUACCUUAUUUGA